Chara braunii is the source of this 1019-nucleotide messenger RNA. The record is from the annotation of a GenBank genome assembly. Lineage: Eukaryota; Viridiplantae; Streptophyta; Charophyceae; Charales; Characeae.
GGUUUUAGUCAGUUUAUUGAUAUGGGCCCCUCAGAAAGAGUGAUUGUCGGGGGGAUUUGAGUGUCGGCAUGCAGGCCAUAUUAGAUUAGAUCAGCGCGAUGCAGCCACAGACCUUCACCCCUGCCAUGCGCGGAGAGUUGGGAGCGUCGCCAGCGGUGGCAGAGGUAGAUGAGGACCUCACAACCCCUGGAGAGACAUCUGUAGAGAGGCUGGACAGGUUUGAUAGUCACCGAGCUUGCCUCCUGGCACGAGCCGACCCCAUGACGCAGGAGUUGGCUCGUCUAGCAGCGAAGGAGCGACAGCGACAGUUGGGGACCUUUAUGGAGAUCCCCCCUGACGCACAGGCGGCUGCUCACAUCGAUCUGAUGACAGAGGUUCGUGAUGGGACGCAGGUGGAGGUAGCUGGACGCGAGGCAGCUUUCGCAGGGACGCAGGGGGAGGCAGCUGCAGGCGAGGCGAUUUCAGCAGGGAUACAGGGGGAGGCAGGUGCAGGCGAGGCGACUUCACCAGGGAUGUCGGGGGAGGCAACUGGACAUGAGGCAGGUGGAAGCGGGACGGGUGGAGGCGAGGCAGCUGGGAUGCAAAGGGAGGCGCAGGGGUUGCAGGAGACCGAGGUCCCCACACCAGACGACCCGCGUCUGGUGCCCGACCUGCCUCUUCACGACGGGCAGAGGACCGAGGAUGCUUUCCGUGAGACAGAGGACAUGCCUCCGGGUCUGGAGGACAUACGGGCGGAUCAGUCGAUGGGCGUUGAUGAUGGUACCCCAUCGGCACAGCCAGACAGGAUAGCGCCGACCACGGGGGGGGGGGGGGGCGUCACGGGGGACGCUAUAGUUGAGGGGGGGAAGGACUUAGAGGAGCGAGUUCAGGGUGAUCCGGUGUCCUCAGUUGGGGUUGGUCGCCAUGUAGAGGUCGAUACCAUGUUGUACAUAGAGAGGAGGCGAUAGGUACGCCUGACAGAGACAGACAGGAGGCGUCGCGGAGCUUGGUGGUCCGCACUGCCGUGGGGCCGGUGGUGC